AUCUUAGGGAGUUUUCGGUUCACCUAGUAAAGGUAAGUCCUUGUCCUUGUCUUAUUAAUAAUGCACACAACCAUUAAGAACGUUCUUGAAUGACUGCGACAAACCAGUUUAGUUGUGUACAAGAAUUGCUCGAGUAAAGGUGGUUUUGAUGUACGUGUACGGCAUAGACAUUUGCCCAAUAAUCAAGGCCCUAAUAGCAUUAGCCCUAGUAGGAUUCCUAACGGUGGUAGCCCUAGUGAAGUUCUAUAACGUGGUCACUUGCGGCUAUUUCAAGUCCAGAGUGAAAAUGGAUGGAAAAACGGUGAUAGUUACCGGUGCCAGUGGCGGUAUAGGCAAAGAAACCGUGAGGGAAUUGGCCAAAAGGGGUGCCAGAGUGAUAUUGGCUUGCAGAAACUUGGAUAAGGCCCAGAAGGUUAGAGACGAGAUUGCCGAGGAGACCAAAAACGAGUCGUUAAUAGUGAAAAAACUCGAUUUAUCCUCCCUAAAAUCCGUAAGGGAGUUCGCCGAAGACAUUUUACAAAGUGAGCAACGUUUGGACGUGCUGAUCCAUAAUGCCGGAACGGCCGAGAAGAAAUUAAUAAAAACUGAAGACGGACUGGAACUCACCAUGGCCACCAACCAUUUCGGACCAUUCCUGCUCACCCACUUACUUAUCGACCUCCUAAAACGCUCCGCUCCAGCUCGUAUAGUCGUGGUGGCCUCCUCACUUUACCAACUCACUUCCCUGGACUUAAACAAUAUUAACCCGAGCAGCUCAUGGUUCCCUCCAUGGAUCUAUUACCCAUCGAAGUAUGCCAACAUUUGUUUUACCCUGGAAUUAGCCAGGAGACUGGAGGGUACCGGGGUAACCGCCAACUGUUUACAUCCAGGUUUAAUUGACAGCGGGAUUUGGAGGAAUGUCCCGGUACCACUGAACUGGCCCACCAAUUUAAUCGCUAAAUGUUUCUUCAAGACCCCCCAGCAAGGUUGCCAAACGACUGUUAUGCUCGCGUGUUCCGAUGAACUCAAGGAAGUAACUGGGAAAUAUUUCAUGGAUUGUAAAGAGCACACACUUAAUAGGGGUGUCAGUGACGUGUCUAAGGCCAAAAAACUAUGGGAACUAUCCGAGGAACUCGUUAAACUUAAGCCUACUGACCCGAAGAUUUAAACUUAUACGUAAAUAAAAAUUUUACUUUUCAA
Messenger RNA from Anthonomus grandis grandis, 1179 nucleotides. RefSeq names its product retinol dehydrogenase 14. Lineage: Eukaryota; Metazoa; Arthropoda; Insecta; Coleoptera; Curculionidae. The coding region runs from base 149 to 1147 and encodes 332 amino acids. The transcript has 6 exons. The record is from RefSeq and is a predicted model, not a curated record.